Molecule: messenger RNA, 1676 nt
Organism: Panicum virgatum (switchgrass)
Lineage: Eukaryota; Viridiplantae; Streptophyta; Magnoliopsida; Poales; Poaceae
Exons: 3
Coding region: 248-1321 (357 amino acids)
Source: RefSeq, a predicted model, not a curated record
CCGGCCGGCGACGAGUCAAACACCAAAACGCAGAGCAGCAGGCAGAGAUCAAGUCUACGGGUGGGGUGCAUGGUGGCCCACCCACCAACCUCUGACCCCGACCCGGCGCGCCUCCUCCCCGCUAUCUAUAUAUAAGCAGCAGCGGCCGGCCACACGGCGAGAGGAGCUAGCUAGAGACCACCGGCACCAAGGCUAGCUGCCUUCCGCCACCAGCCCAGCAGCCAGCAAGCAAAAGGCAAGGCAAAGCAUGUGGGUGACGUCGAUGCCGCAGGUGUGGGACGAGGAGGGCGGCGCCGACGCGGUGACCCCGGCGCCGGCCGCGGCCAUGCUGAGCUCCCUCUCGGGCUGGCUCUCCCGCACCGUCCAGCCGCAGCCGCCGGCGCCCAGGGUGUGCGGCACCGAGGGCGGCCCGCCCGUGACGGCGACCAGGCUCCGCCUCCGCGACGGCCGCCACCUGGCCUACUGCGAGACCGGCGUGCCCAAGGACAAGGCGCGCUUCAGGGUCGUCUUCUCACACGGCUUCACCGGAUCACGCGAGGACACCGUCAGACCCUCACAGGAAGUGGCCGAAGAGCUGGGCGUGUACAUGGCGGGCUUUGAUCGCGCCGGGUACGGGCAGAGCGACCCCAACCCCAAGCGCUCCGUGAAGAGCGCGGCGCUGGACGUGGAGGAGCUCGCCGACGCGCUGGGGCUCGGCCCCAAGUUCUACCUGAUCGGCAUGUCGCUCGGCUGCCAUGCCGUCUGGGGCGCCCUCAAGUACAUCCCCGACAGGAUCGCUGGUGCCGCGAUGAUGGCUCCGGUGGUGAACUACUGGUGGCCGGGGUUCCCGGCGGACCUGGCCGCGGAGGUGUACGCCAAGCAGGAGGUGGGCGACCAGUGGGCGCUGCGCGUGUCGCACCACGCCCCGGGCAUCCUCCACUGGUGGAUGGAGCAGAGCUGGCUGCCCACGUCGACGGUGGUUGCCGGCACGACCCCGCUCCCCAACAAGCUCGACGCGGAGAUGCGGAGCAAGAUGAUGGCGGACGGGACGUUCCAGCAGAGGAAGGAGCAGGCGACGCAGCAGGGCAUCCAUGAGUCCUACUACCGGGACAUGAUGGUCAUGUUCGGCAAGUGGGAGUUCGACCCGAUGAGCCUGCCCCAGCCGGCGUGCCCCGUGCACCUGUGGCAGGGCGACGAGGACGGGCUCGUCCCCGUCGUGUUGCAGCGGUACCUGGCCAGCCGCCUCAGCUGGGUCAACUACCAUGAGCUCCCCGGCACCGGGCACUUCCUGUCGUCGGUGCCCGGACUGGGCGACACCGUCCUCAGGACCCUUUUCGGCUGAUGCAGAUGCAGCAGCAGCAGCAGUUUCGGAAGAACACAUGGCAAGUAUGGACGGGUGCUAAUUAUUAUUAAACCUAUACUACUCCAGUAUAGUAGCGCCGUGGUGCAUUAGUUUCAUUUGUUGUAAGGCCAGUUCGUUGGUUGUCGCUGAUUAUUACAGCGACGGUAAUGAUCAUGAAGAUGAUAUAUAGAGAUGAUGCAAGGUCGCACCGCCUUCGAAGUACUAUUUGUUCGUUCAGAAUUCUCAUGUUUAAAGGGAAGAAGAUAUCAGACACUAGUAUAGAUAUGUUUUGAAAGGAGGAAAACCGGAAUUUUGUCCAUCGUUAUUUAUCUUUAUAGAUUAUUGAUACCAUAAA